AUGGUGCACAUUCUUGGUAUUAUGCUGCCAGAGAAGCAGCUGGUGAACUAUGCUUUGACCCAUUUCUAUGGAAUUGGACGCAAAACGGCGCAACGUCUCUGCGCUCGUAUCCAGAUCCAUGAAACAUGCAAAGUUCGUAAAUUAUCGUCAUCGCAAAUCACGGCCAUCACUGCCUUUCUGUCUUCGCCAUCAACCGCCCCAAUACUACCGCACCUUCCCCUUGCCAGCCCGGACUACGUCCCUCCGCACCCCUCCCAACCCGUACCGGCUCCAAUUCCCCCUACUACAACUGCAGAAUCAUCGGGCAAAAAGUUGUUGCCUGGAGACAGGCUUAGAACUAUCAAGAUCGAGUCCGACUUGCUGAGGGAAGUUCGGGAGAAUAUCGCGCAUCUGCGGAAUAUUGGCAGUUAUAUCGGGCGUCGACAUGCAAUGGGCUUGCCAGUGCGAGGCCAAAACACACAGACAAAUGCGAGGACGGCGAGGAAGCUCAACAGGAUCGACCGCUUCUCAUAG
Messenger RNA from Laetiporus sulphureus 93-53, 513 nucleotides. RefSeq names its product mitochondrial 30S ribosomal protein S13. Gene Ontology annotation, biological process: translation. NCBI's taxonomy places the organism in Eukaryota, Fungi, Basidiomycota, Agaricomycetes, Polyporales, Laetiporaceae. Gene Ontology annotation, cellular component: mitochondrion; small ribosomal subunit; ribosome. Gene Ontology annotation, molecular function: RNA binding; structural constituent of ribosome. Bases 1 to 513 code for a protein of 170 amino acids. The record is from RefSeq and is a predicted model, not a curated record. The transcript is spliced from 2 exons.